Messenger RNA from Nilaparvata lugens (brown planthopper), 954 nucleotides. RefSeq lists its product as uncharacterized. The record is from RefSeq and is a predicted model, not a curated record. Bases 412 to 939 code for a protein of 175 amino acids. The transcript is spliced from 3 exons. Lineage: Eukaryota; Metazoa; Arthropoda; Insecta; Hemiptera; Delphacidae.
CAUCAUCUGAUUAUCAGAAACCAGAGAAAAGGGUGUUAUCAUGAUUAAAAUAACUAUUUCUUCAUUAUAUCUGUGCAAAAUUUACAAAUAUUAUCUCUCAUUAAGCGAUUGAUUCAAUAGCAGGAAAAAUAACAAAAUGGAAUUGUGUUUUUAUGUAAUGAAACUUGUGGGGUUUGUUUUGAAGUUCUCCCAAUUGUGAGGUUAUGUUCAUAAAUUUAGUUUCCAUCAGAUUGAAUGUGUUUUGAAUUCUAUUUUCAACAGAAAAACUUACAAAUAAUGUUUAAAAUUUAUUUAAUUAUAUUAUAACAGUGGAUUCAGUCCAUCUACUGACUCCAAAAGUGAUAUUUAUGUCAGGCCUACGAGGUACACAAUCUAACCUAUCGUCUGCGAUACUAGAAACAUUUUUUAUCAAUGAGAACCAAAAGUUAUUUGCUGAGUUUUGUUUGCAUAGUAGGCACUACUCUUUUACUUCUUCUAUUUGGCGAUCAGAGGCCGUCCAUUCAAAGCAUUGUUACCGAAACUCAUAAACAACUAACUAAUAAUUUGCGCACUUUCAAGGAUAACUUGAAAGUGGUGGAAGAGAAACGUCUGGAGGCGGAUGCCGAAUACCUGGCCUACCUAGGCUUGGCACAGCGGGACCCACGGCUCUAUCCCCAGGCGGUGUGGACCAACACCUCUCUGCCUGUGGUCGUCACCUAUGUGCGGGACGGCCAAGCGGAGCAUGGAGUUGGUCUCAUCAGAAAUGUGGCCCACUAUCUUCCCAAUCACACCGUCAUUGUGUACAACCUGGGCUUGGGCCGGUAUCAGCUGCAACUGCUCCAACUGCACUGCAACAAUAGUCACUGCGUAGUGAUUAAUUUCGAUCUGAACGCCUUUCCGUCAUUCGUAUCUGACGAAAAACUUCACGCUUUCCGACCUCUUAUCAUUCAGGUACGUUGAAAAUAAAAGUAAAUU